Messenger RNA from Ectocarpus sp. CCAP 1310/34, 2828 nucleotides. NCBI's taxonomy places the organism in Eukaryota, Phaeophyceae, Ectocarpales, Ectocarpaceae. The record is from the annotation of a GenBank genome assembly.
CAACAAUGCAGGUCCCGGAGGUGCUCUCGCCCGUGCUCGGUGUCGCGACAGCCGCCAUGGAGAGCUUCGUCAGCUGGUGCCAGGAGCACGAGUGGAUCGCGAGCAAGUCUUUGUUCCUCGUCACCCCGGGAGAGGGCCUCGACGCGAAGGCUCUGGAGCUGGCCGACACCAUCCAAUUGGACGCAGGGACCAUGAAGUACGUGCUCCUGCUGCUCACGGCCUACCCGCUGGCCGCGGUGUUCGUCCGGCUGCCCAACGCGGCCGCCAAGCAUUUGUUCUCCACCUUCCUCGGGGUCUGGAUCAUGCAGUUCGUGUUCUACGGGCAGUGGAUCCACUCGUUCAUCUCCUCCGCGGCGACUUACCUCAUGGUCCUCACGCUGCCGAACAGGCACAUGCCCCACGUGGUGUUCGCCUUCGUGCUGGGGUACAUCUGCCUGUCGCACAUCUACCGCGCUUACGUGGACUACAUGGGCUGGAGCCUCGAUUUCACGGGCCCUCAGAUGGUGCUGACGAUCAAGCUGAGCUCCUUCGCGUACAACGUGUGGGAUGGUAGGAAGUGGGCAGAGAUCGAAAAGGACACCGGGGAUAAGCGAAAGGACAGGGUGCUGAAAGCGCGGCGAGAUUACGCGAUCCGCUCCAUGCCCAAUCCGCUCGAGUUCUUCGGGUACAUCUACUGCUUCUCGUCCAUCCUCGCUGGCCCGGCCUUCGAGUACAAGGAGUACGCCAACGCCACCAGCGGCAAGGCUUACGAGAAGGACGGCAAGCCACACCCGAUGCCCUCCAACUGGGCGGCCGCUCUGUCCAAGUUUGGGUCGGGCAUGCUCUGCCUCACUCUCUUCCAGGUCGGCAACGGCUACUUUCCGCUCACGGGGAUGCGAUCUUCGGAGGUGGCAGGUAUGCCUAUCCCCAAGCGGAUCAUGAACGCGUGGAUCACGCUCUUCUUCGUGCGGAUGAAGUACUUCUUCGCCUGGAAGACCGCCGACGGGGCUUCCGUGCUGGGAGGCUUUGGAUUCCAGGGCUACGGGCCUGACGGACAAGUCGUCGGCUGGGACGGGGUGAGCAACAUUGACAUCAUGACCUUCGAGACCUCCUGCAACGUGGCCACCAACACCCGGGCGUGGAACAAGAGGACCCAGGGCUGGUUGGAGCGCUACGUUUACAUGCGCACAGGCAACAGCCUGACCGCCACGUACUUUGUGUCGGCAUUCUGGCACGGAUUCUACCCCGGCUACUACCUGUUCUUCAUGAGCCUUCCCAUGAUCACCACCGCGGCGCGCGAGGGCAAGAAGAAGAUCAGCCCGUACAUGCCUCAGGAGGGGGCUGCGGGCAUGGCGUAUCACGGGCUGUGCGUCUUCUUGGUCACCCUGACGGUGAACUAUCUCGUCAUCCCCUUCCAGUUACUUGGUCUGACGGAGUCGCUGGACGUGUGGGGCACCUUCUCGUUCGGGAUCCACGCCCUCGUCAUAGCGCUUUACUUGGUCUGCCAAGUUAUCCCGACGAAAAAGGCCCAGUCGAAGAGCAAGACUGCCUGAUUUCGUCCCGGCCACACGCCGGGACGGCAGUAGCAAUAGUAUGCAUAUCAUGGAUAGUACACUCGUUGUGCUGACUUUGUGGCCUCCAUCCCGAAGUCAAGUACAUGCGUCACCACGGCCCACCCAUCCCGCCACGGCACUGGGGAAACACUACACAACAAGUCACCCCGAAAUAUCUACGUCAGGCUCAGGUUCCCGCUGUGGGGGGACGGGCGGCGCCCCCAAGGGCAGCGGUGGCGUGCGGCGCGUUUGCGUGCCGGUGCCGACUUCGGCCGAGUACUUUCAUUACAGCCGCAGCGGCCUUGAGCAUUUUUUUUGUUAGUUUAGUGCACGUAGUGCCUUUGUUGUUGUUCUUGUUGAUGAUGAUGGUGUUGACGCUUCUGUUUGUUACGGUGGUGGUGUUGGUGUCGGUGCUGUAGUGUUUUUUUUUGUCACUCUGACCGUGCAAAUCAGCCGGCGACCUCGACCGGUCGAUAAACGGUAGCGGCGAUUGUGGAAAGGGGGGUAGGUAGACGUUGGAAGAACGGACGGACGGGGGGGGCGAGGAAGGCGGGAACUCUUGGCAUUUAAUGUGCGUUCAUGUUCUGGUGCUGUUUUGGCUGCUCUAUUUUUUCUUGCAAGGGUCGGGGGGAGGGGGAUAGAGGUGUAGAAGCGACGGGAAGCUUAAGGUCGCUGGUGGAUAUCGACGUGCGGCUUUCUGCAUGAUCAUCUCAACUUUCUUCGGCGUUUCCGGCGAUGUACUGUGUUUGAUAUGGUCAAUGGAGUGAGUUUAAUAGUCGGAAGGCUGGGAUUGGAACAAUCCUGGGUCGUAGUUCGCCCAUAUUUCGAUGACGAAAGCAACGAACCAAAGUGAGAUAGAUACCCCCAUUGCAAAUCGAGGGAUACUUCCUUUUACUGAUCUUGUUGACGAGCACCAAUGCCAAGGAUUUCCCAAGUUUACGGGCUUACACGUUGCAAUUUUUUGUACCCGUCGAGAGAGAUGUGCGAACCGCCACCUGUGCGGAUUGGCGGUCGAUUUGUUCCAAGUUCCCUGGUGCAUGUCUCCUUUUCCCGGGAUCCUGUUCAGCCGAAAGGCUACUGUUGCACAACGUAGUCGUCAUUAGGAUCCACUUGCAAGAGUGUGUCAGCAGGUGCGCGGGUUUAGGCGGAACCUUGGUCGAAUCAUAGCGGGUUGCAUGUUUUUUGUUUUCUUGUCGGCGAGAAUGUUCCUUUUUUUUUACUGCGGUCGCCGUUGGGCGGCGUUGGAUUGCUCUUGAGGGCGGCGCACGAAUGAAUUGGUCACCCCAUAUUCAGUGU